AUUUAACUUUUUAAAUCAAUUUUUUUGUUUUAUUAAUCAAGAACUAAAUAAUGGCAUCAGUUGAAAACCCAGAAGCUGAAUCAGAUAGAAAUGUAGAAAUAUGGAAAAUAAAAAAGUUAAUUAGAAGUUUGGAGGCUGCAAGAGGAAAUGGUACAAGUAUGAUUUCACUAAUUAUUCCACCUAAAGAUCAAAUUUCACGAGUUUCAAAAAUGUUGGCCGAUGAAUUCGGAACAGCCUCAAAUAUAAAAAGCAGAGUUAACAGGCUAUCUGUUUUGGGUGCCAUUACCUCCGUACAGAACAGACUUAAGUUAUAUAAUAAAGUUCCUCCUAAUGGUCUGGUUGUAUACUGCGGAACUAUUGUAACUAACGAGGGAAAAGAAAAGAAAGUGAAUAUAGAUUUUGAACCUUUCAAACCCAUUAAUACAUCUCUUUACUUAUGCGACAACAAAUUUCAUACAGAGGCAUUAACUGCACUACUAGAAGAUGAUAAUAAAUUUGGUUUUAUUAUUAUGGAUGGUAAUGGUGCUUUGUUUGGAACGUUGUGUGGCAAUACUCGUGAUGUGCUACAUAAGUUUACUGUGGAUUUGCCAAAAAAACAUGGUCGUGGAGGACAGUCAGCUUUGCGUUUUGCUCGUCUAAGAAUGGAAAAGCGUCAUAACUAUGUUAGAAAAGUAGCAGAAACUGCCGUUCAAAUGUUUAUUUCAAAUGAUAAAGUAAAUGUUACUGGAAUUGUAAUGGCAGGCUCUGCAGAUUUUAAAUCGGAGCUAAGUACAUCAGACAUGUUUGACCAACGACUGCAAGCUAAAAUUUUAAAAAUAGUAGAUAUUUCUUAUGGUGGUGAAAACGGGUUCAAUCAAGCAAUUGAACUUUCUGCAGAAGUUUUGUCAAAUGUUAAAUUCAUUCAAGAGAAAAAACUUAUUGGAAAGUACUUUGAUGAAAUUUCUCAAGACACUGGAAGAUUUUGUUUUGGUGUAGAGGAUACUAUUAAAGCUUUAGAAAUGGGAUCUGUUGAAACAUUAAUAAUAUGGGAAAAUAUGGACGUGCAGCGUGUUGUCCUCAAAAAUCCUGAAGGUAGUGUUGACGAAGUUAAAGUUUUGUUACUAAAUCCUGAACAAGAAAAAGACAGAAGUCAUUUUAUAGAUAAAGAGACAGGUUUAGAGUUAGAGGUUGUUGACAAAAUGUCACUAAUAGAAUGGUUAGCUAACAAAUACAAAUCGUUCGGUGCUCAUCUUGAAAUUGUAACAGACCGAUCACAAGAAGGUUCUCAAUUUUGUAGAGGUUUUGGUGGUAUAGGAGGUUUACUUCGUUAUAAAGUCGACUUUCAAUCUAUGGAGGCGGAUGAAUUAGAUGACUUAGAAAUUGAUGACGAUGACCUAUUUUAAAUAAAAUACUUGUUCCAAAAGUCUUAUUCAAAUAUAAAGUCCCCGUCGCUAUGGUUAUGAAGACUCAAAGAAAGCUAUCUGAUCGUAUCAGCUAUUGAAAAUAUCUUUCAUAAAAUGCUUGUAAUUUUUUGCGAGAACUAUUUAAUACAGAAUAUUGUAUAUAUUUUUCGUUAAAUAUCUAUAAUAGUUUUUGAA
Messenger RNA from Hydra vulgaris (swiftwater hydra), 1577 nucleotides. Its product is annotated as eukaryotic peptide chain release factor subunit 1. Gene Ontology annotation, biological process: cytoplasmic translational termination. Lineage: Eukaryota; Metazoa; Cnidaria; Hydrozoa; Anthoathecata; Hydridae. The record is from RefSeq and is a predicted model, not a curated record. Gene Ontology annotation, cellular component: translation release factor complex; cytosol. Gene Ontology annotation, molecular function: translation release factor activity, codon specific; sequence-specific mRNA binding.